Molecule: messenger RNA, 1174 nt
Organism: Penaeus indicus
Lineage: Eukaryota; Metazoa; Arthropoda; Malacostraca; Decapoda; Penaeidae
Product: axoneme-associated protein mst101(2)-like
Exons: 7
Coding region: 152-970 (272 amino acids)
Molecular function (GO): RNA binding
Source: RefSeq, a predicted model, not a curated record
CUUACGCCGCCGGACUCGAACUCGGGGCCGCGUGAGCCUCCCAUUCACAGCCAGACACCCAUUCAGAAACACACGACCGGUCACCUGUGAGUCGCGUGUCCCGUGUCCUUCUUCUAUUUUGUGCUUGAGGGAAAGAAAUAGUUACAGAAACAUGCCCAUUUUAGAUAAAGACCAGAAAGCUAAGGGCAGUCCGAAAAAGAAGAUGGGCAUGAAGAAGAAAGCUGGCAUGAAGAAGAAGGCAGGGAAGGAGGAGCCAGUGAAGAAGGAAGUAUUGAAGAAGGAGGCAGCGAAGAAAGAGGGAGGGAAGAAGGAAGCAGCGAAGAAGGAGGCAGCGGCCAAGAAAGAAGAGGUGGCAGUAGAGGCCGCACCAACGACAGAGGAGACGGCUGCAGCGAAGAAUGCAUCCAAAGCCGAAGGCCAGAAGCGCAAGAGGAAUGAAGAGUCGUCCGAGGAACCAAAGAGAAAGAAGGGGAAGAUCAAGACAAAGCACGGUGGAGUGAAGCUUGAAGGAGAUCUGCUGGAGAUACACCUGAAGCGCGAGGAGGAGAACUGCACACGGAACCUCCUCAUCAGCACUAGCCCCCCACCCAUCACAGGAGCUCUGACAGUCAGAGUCAGGCAGUACGGCCUUUGCAUUGCAGAAUUCAAAACAAAGGCUGAGGCACUGAAGAAGAAGGAGGAAUUAGAAGAACAGGAGGGAGUGAAGUCAGUAAAACACCCAGAGGUCAGGAAAGGUGACAGAUUGGUGAAUCCUAUGAAGUUAUACAUAGAGUAUGUGCCAGAGGAGACCACAGAGGAGGAUUUGAAAGAGGCUUUCCCUACUGCCAAAGCAAUCAAUCUUAACUCUGAAAGACGCUAUGCCAACCCCAUCUUCGAGACGAAAGAGGAGGCCGAGAAAGUGUUCAGGGAAAAGGAGAACUUUGAACUCAAGGGGAUCCAGUUGGCCGUCCUCUUCAGCAACAAGGGCUAGGGGCCGUGCCAAAGCUAACCGGGAAAGGGAUGGACGUCAGCAAACUGGGGAACUUGUAUAAUCAUGUAAUUGAGCGUAAGAGUUGAUAAGAGUUAUGGGUAUUCUAGGCUUUUUGUUAUUGUUUGGUAUAUGUAGAUUAUAAGAUAUAGGCUGAAGAGUGAAGAUUUGCUGAUGUUCAUUCAUGAAAUAAAUGUUUAGAAAUUA